Molecule: messenger RNA, 924 nt
Organism: Paraglomus occultum
Lineage: Eukaryota; Fungi; Glomeromycota; Glomeromycetes; Paraglomerales; Paraglomeraceae
Source: the annotation of a GenBank genome assembly
AUGUCUUUAAUCAAACGACCAGACCAACCGCAACGCAAAAGUAUCUCACGAGCGUUUAGAGCGUCGUCAGUUCCGUUAAAUAACAAUGUAACCCCGUUGGAUAUUUUAGAAGGACAGUUGGCCGGGCUGGCAGACGCUUUUGCAGGAUUGCAGGCGAAAUUCGAGAAUUUGCAAGAGCUUCAUGAGACUCUUCUUACAUUCAACCAGUCGUUUUCGGCAUUUUUAUAUGGAAUAAAAAUGAAUGCACAUUGCGUGGAAUUUCCAGAGGCACCGACAGCAGAAUCUUUCCAACAUGUCGCACAAAAAACAGGUAUUAAUCUACUUUCCGGCCAUUUGCUGUUCUUUUUCUUUUCGUUUAAUCCAUCUCUUGAUGCGAUAAUUCUAGGUUGUGUUCCAAUAACGCCGCGUAAACUCUUCCUCCGUCCACCUCAAACUCCAAAGCGCGAACCCGACCCUCAACCAAUACUGGAAUUGGAGCCGGAGCCGGAACUGAAACCGGAGCCAAAAGUAGCGCCGGAAAUAGAGCGCGAUAUAUCUGAUGAAGAAGACUCGUCUCAGAAAGAAGAACCAAAACCGCCACAAUCAUCACAAAGUAAAGUUAAAACAACCUCUAAGCAAGUAAUUCAACCGAGCAAAUCCAGAGCUAUGAACAUUAAGAAAUUUGUUACGAGGCUUACGAAUGGGCUUCCGUUAAAGUAUAGGGAACAACAGCCCCAUCGUAAUAACAUGGAACUCAUGGUAAAGCUACUAGUUACUAACCCGGAAGGACUAUAUAUGCAAGAGUUUGUUCGACAGACUAUGAUGCCGCGUGUCCGUUGUAAUGAAUAUCUCAACGCGUUAGUGCACGCGAAGGAAGUAGUGAAAAUUAACAGAAAAGGACAAUUGUUCAGAUUGGACCCUGUGAAGUAUCCCUUCGCCAAAUAA